Messenger RNA from Talpa occidentalis (Iberian mole), 1827 nucleotides. It is a transcript of the gene EIF4E1B, whose product is annotated as eukaryotic translation initiation factor 4E family member 1B. Gene Ontology annotation, molecular function: RNA 7-methylguanosine cap binding; translation initiation factor activity. Gene Ontology annotation, biological process: translational initiation. The transcript has 10 exons. Lineage: Eukaryota; Metazoa; Chordata; Mammalia; Eulipotyphla; Talpidae. The record is from RefSeq and is a predicted model, not a curated record. Gene Ontology annotation, cellular component: eukaryotic translation initiation factor 4F complex; cytoplasm. The coding region runs from base 381 to 1124 and encodes 247 amino acids.
CACAACAGGCAAGGGUGCUGGGGGGCCGGGAGGCUGGCAGUCCUCCUAGCCCCCAGCAAAUCCUCAUUCUAUCUGGGCUCUCCGGUGAUCUCUGCUUCUGCUUCUUUGCUUCUUUCUUGGCUUCUCUUUCGGCUUCUACUGGUGCCACACUUAAAAGCCCAGUCUUAGCCCAGGGAUAUAGGUUGAACAAAUAAAUAUUGACUGUCAGCCUCCAAGUGGAGUGAGCUGUCCUGCCCUGGAUGGCAGGAGGGUAAUGGACUGGGAGAUCUGGGAUCCUAAAAGUAGCCUAGGGGAAGAUUGGAAACCAAGAUUCAAUGGCCAAGGGUUAAAAGCCUACAGCUGGGUGCCCCUUUGGAGGUUGGUUCCCUUGGAGCUCCAGCAUGGCUGCCGCCAGCCCUGUCAGGGAGGCUGAGGGUAAAAUCCAAGACUACAAGGAAGAGGAGAAAGAGGAAAAGGAAGAGCAGGCAGUUGCGGGGGCGUCCAUAGUAGAGGACUCCCAGGCUGCAAACUCUCCCUGGGAUCCACCGUCCCUGAGGAAGGCCCGAGAUGAGGGGCCCUCAGGAAUCAAGCUGGAGCUGCACCCACUGCUGACCAGGUGGGCUCUGUGGUUCUCCAAGAAUGACCGCACCCGGGCCUGGAGGGAAAACCUGCACCUGGUCACCAAAUUUGACACCGUAGAGGACUUCUGGGCGAUAUACAGCCAUAUCAAGCUGGCCAGUAAGCUCUCUUCAGGCUGCGAUUAUGCCCUGUUCAAGGAUGGCAUUGAGCCCAUGUGGGAAGACAGCAAGAACAAGCGGGGUGGCCGCUGGCUGGUCAGCCUGGCCAAGCAGCAGCGCCACAUCGAGCUGGACCACCUGUGGCUGGAGACAUUGCUGUGUCUGAUCGGGGAGAGCUUUGAGGAGUACAGCCAGGACGUUUGUGGGGCGGUCAUCAACAUUCGCACCAAGGGGGACAAGAUUGCCGUGUGGACGAGGGAGGCUGAGAACCAGGCCGGCGUGCUGCAUAUUGGGCGUGUCUAUAAAGACCAUCUAGGCCUCUCCACAAAGACCAUCAUCGGCUACCAGGCCCACGCAGACACGGCCACCAAGAGCAACUCCCUAGCCAAGAACAAGUUUGUGGUGUGAGGGGCCCCUGAGUUUCUCACUGUUCUUUGUGUGUGUGUGUGUGUGUGUGUUGAGGGACUGGACUGCACCAUCCAUCCUAGGCGGGACUGGGGGGCAGAUAGCCUGGCUCUUACGGUCCCUGGUUCCACCCUAGGGUGGGGUGAAUCACUAGGGAAAGUAGGAAGAUGAGACGAGAGAAUUCUAUGAUUCCACACUUAUUCUUUGCUCACCUGGUAAGAGGGUUAGGUGGCCUGAGGGUCAGAUUUCCAUUUUGGGAAGGGAUGGGUUUUGAGAUCACUGACACAGAACUGGAUGGGGUCAGGGAUGGAGUGGGUGCUGCUCCUCUUGGUCAUCAUUCUGCUUAAAGACCUUUGUGAGUCGUCUCAUGAGAUGUGCAGUCUUGGAGCUCACCCUGUUUCCUGUACCUUCCCGCCCUGUGGGUGGGUCUCCAGGUCCCUGGGUCCCCCUCCUCUCCUUUCCUUUCCCAUCCCAAGGGCUGGAAGAUUAGAGACAGAACAUCAUCAUCCUAUAUGCGGAGAUGUGGGAAAGUGAGAACACCCCUUUCCUCAGCUGUGUACAGGGAUGUCUGGGCCUUGCCAGGGGCUGAAGUGGAGGUGGGUAGAUGAGGGCCUUGGCUCAGUUGAGAGCGGGGCUAGUCAGGCCUCACCCUGGUUCCGCCGGAGGCGGGAUAAUGUGAAGAUGAAGUUUAAUAAGCCCUUUCUGA